GAAAGUUACCGGUUGCAAAAUGCUGGCAGAUAGCUUGUUGAUCGUGUUUAUUUCUAUAUGUACUGCAUUUUUAGGAGAAGGUCUAACAUGGCUGCUGGUGUACAGGACAGAGAAAUACAAGAAAUUGAAAGCAGAGGUAGAGAAGCAGAGUAAAAAGUUAGAGAAGCAGAAAGAAUCAGGGGAAUCUUCAGAUAGAAGUCAUAAAAAGAAAAUAGAGCGACAAGAAGAAAAACUGAAGAACAACAGUAGAGAUUUGUCUUUGGUUAAGAUGAAGUCCAUGUUCGCCAUUGGUUUUGCCUUCACAGCACUUCUCAGCAUGUUUAACUCCAUAUUUGAUGGGCGUGUUGUGGCCAAACUUCCAUUUGUUCCCAUCUCCCUGCUGCAGGGAAUUUCCCACAGGAAUCUGGCUGGUGAGGAUUACACCGAUUGCUCCUUUAUCUUCCUCUACAUCCUCUGCACUAUGUCGAUCAGACAGAACAUUCAGAAACUGUUAGGUCUUGCCCCAUCCCGUGCUGCUAGCAAGCAGAGCUCAGGAAUAUUUGGACCUCCCCCACAGUGGGCUCAGAAAUGAGGAAUGGGAACAAGGGGGACAACUCUGAACACUACAGGGGGAAUAACUCGUCAGACAUUAGCCAUCCUGGUGAUUGCUUAAUGCCCAACGCCGUUGUGCUUGUUGUGAGAAUUUGCUGCUCCGUUUAUUCUUGCUGCAGAAGUGGAAGAAGAAACGUCGAAUAAUUUACUGUUUUUUUUUCAAAGAUAAGGGUAUAUUUGUUUCUAUCUUUCAUUCACACGAUUCGAAAUGAUUAACAGCAUUUCUGCAAAGAUACAUUACAGUACUAUUGAAUUCAUCAGUUUCGUUCUCUCAAGAGUUCUUCUCAUACCAUUACAAUUUGAAUAUUGAUUCUCUUUCAGAUAUUAAACUGAACUAUUUGACUAAAGACUGAUUCCAUUGUGUAUCAUUGCUCUUGGAUGGACCAGUUUCAGAUAUAUAUGUCACCAUUGUGUAUGUUUAAGAAUACAGAUUUAGAAUAAAACAUUUUCUUAACAGGGAUUAGUCCU
Messenger RNA from Liolophura sinensis, 1059 nucleotides. Its product is annotated as calcium load-activated calcium channel-like. Gene Ontology annotation, biological process: endoplasmic reticulum calcium ion homeostasis. Gene Ontology annotation, cellular component: endoplasmic reticulum membrane; cytoplasm; endoplasmic reticulum. NCBI's taxonomy places the organism in Eukaryota, Metazoa, Mollusca, Polyplacophora, Chitonida, Chitonidae. The record is from RefSeq and is a predicted model, not a curated record. The transcript has 7 exons. The coding region runs from base 20 to 571 and encodes 183 amino acids. Gene Ontology annotation, molecular function: calcium channel activity.